Molecule: messenger RNA, 1345 nt
Organism: Sclerotinia trifoliorum
Lineage: Eukaryota; Fungi; Ascomycota; Leotiomycetes; Helotiales; Sclerotiniaceae
Source: the annotation of a GenBank genome assembly
AUAUAGAACGGAUGGAUUUGAGUAAGUACCGGUAUUAAAAGUCUAAGUUUUCCCUUCGGUGGGUGUGAAUGACCUCUUUCGUUUACUUUUUAUAUUUGAUAUCAUAUUCGCUGUUUUAUAUUAUGGUUCUGAAUCUUUACAUUUUUCUUUCAAGGCUGUGUGAGUAUAACUACGUAUUGAUAUUACUCUACAACUCUCAAUACUUUUCUAUACACAUACCAUAUACAUAAGGAAGGAAGAAGUUAUAAAUAUCCUCGACUUAUAUAUACCCGACAUUCGACUAAAGUACAUCAACUAUCAUACCUCCAAAAUGUCUACCUCACCGCCGCCAAAAACCACCCUCCGCCCCUCGAAAUUCAUCGAGGGACCUCCUCUCACGUCUAGAACCCCUAACCUCGCCCAAGCAGACGAGCAACUCCAAAUCAUUCUCCUAGAAAUGGAUUCCUACGAAACCUCACGACAAUCACAACGCAAAUCCAAAUCACGGAGCUCAUCGAGUAGCUCCUCCAACUCUAAUUCCUCGCAUUCAUCUACAGGUUCUACAUCAUCUAUUCCAUUUUUUUCGAGUGCUUCAAAAAGAACCAGUCAUGAUUAUUCACCUUCGAUUUCUACUCCACAUACAUCUGCGAGUAAUAAGAGAUUUAGCGGGGCAAGAGCGAGUUUGGAUAUGAGUAAUCCAUUUACGAAUUCGGAGAGUACGUUGGGAAGAAGUAGGGGUAGUACGAUUGAAAGUAUGAGUGGAUCGGGAAUUUUGGAUGAGGGACCAAUGAGAGAUGCGCAGAUAUUGGGUUUGAAGAUUAAAGGGAGAUUGAGGGCUUGGAGUCGGGCGAAAGAUGAGGGCGUCCGACCUUAUGUGAAUACUUGAAGUGGGAUUGGAUGGAUGGGAUGAUUUGAGAUCGGAAUGUGUUACGAAAGUUUCAUUAUGACUCUGGGUGUUCGAUAUGAGGUUAUACGGUAGAAUCACUGGAACGACGGGAUUUGUCUGAUGAAGAAGAGGUCAUCUCUAUGGAAGAUGAGUGAAAAGUUCUCACAAAAUAUCGAUGUCCGAUAGAAGGCAAGAAGACGCUGUAUUACAGUAGUAUGAAGGAGAUAGGCUAAGGUUAAAUCGCCAACGCAGAGCCACGAAUGGAGAAUAGGUCCCGAGACGAGGAUUUUGUGGAGAAGGAGGGGAGCACGACAGACGAUAAGUCGAAAUAAGUACAGAGUAGAUAGAUAGAAAGCCCAUCGCUUUGACAAGGUAUCACAAAGCAAAUACAGAGUACACACAAAGCAACAAAUAUUAACAUCAAAAACACUUUGAACAUUCAAACUUAAUUUACAUUUUGGUAGAUCCCACCAAGUAAAA